Molecule: messenger RNA, 2595 nt
Organism: Mucor velutinosus
Lineage: Eukaryota; Fungi; Mucoromycota; Mucoromycetes; Mucorales; Mucoraceae
Gene: SRV2
Product: suppressor of rasval19
Exons: 11
Coding region: 1-2595 (864 amino acids)
Cellular component (GO): extracellular matrix
Molecular function (GO): GPI anchor phospholipase D activity
Source: RefSeq, a predicted model, not a curated record
AUGUAUCUUCAUAGACGGUGCUUCGUUUUGCUGCUUCUUCUAUCCGAAAUAAAUGCUUGCGGGAUUGCCGUCCACAACGAGGUUACUUUUCGGUCCCUGGAACACUUUACACCUACAACAGCAGUGCAGCGGCUAUACAAGGAUGAUUUGCUUGAUUCCGCUAGCUAUACACAAGCAGGAUCGUUUUUUCCAGAUUGGGGAUACCAAUGCUUGGGCAACAAUCAGCAAUCAGAAGAUGGCAAGUGUGUGCAAAACAGCCAGAUUGCAUCGUUAUUAAUAGCCAUGGUACGAUUAGCUCAUUGGCCAUCAUUCAUAAAGACGGCUGUAAAUUACAUCCGAGAGGUGUAUCCAGCAACGCAAUUCCACACGGAUACGCAUGUAAAGGGGCUGAUAUCUUUUGUGUUUGCCAUCAUGUCUCAUGGCAUGGCCGAUGUAAAAUGGCAUAGUUUAAGCGGCCUUCAAGAUUACUUUAUUGUUGCAAUGGCGAAAUCGGAUUUUCAUGGUAAUGCCGAGGAGUCUCAUAUAGCCGCUGAUGCAGGGGCAGAAUUCACAUUAAGGCAUUCAAGCAAGCUGUCUUAUUUGAAUGAAACAUGGAAGGUGCCAGUAAACGACAUCAUCGAAAUAUACAAGCGACUCUACGAACCCUCAGGGCAAAGAAUACCCCUCGCAUCACAUAUCCAGUAUUGUAUGGCGGCCGCGUUCGCUGCAUCCAAAAUAGACGUCGAGUUUGGCCAAUUGAUGUUUGGCUAUUAUGGCUCAAAAAGCCCAUUUUUGAUAGAGGAACUGUACGACUACUACAGGGGAGGCAUUGAGGAUUUAUCUGGCAGUGUAUCAGAUUGUUAUCCAGAACUCGUCAAUGCAUUUGAAAACGGCGCAAAGCAUGAUCAUCCAGACACACUGUGUGCUAGCUACUUCUUCAGCGAGACAACAAAGCCAAUAUCGAAAAGGGCAAGAUGCCUGAAUCACGGCAUUCAAUCACCGUAUCGCACUAACGGAAAGGACGCUACAAACAAGAUUUACCAAGACUAUGAUGCUACGACAGGCGUGUUGACCCUCACUGUCAAUAAAACAAAACAAAUACGUAUGGCGAAACAUGAUGUUACGUUUCCUCACAUCACUACAACGGUUGUGUUACCCACAUUGAUCAACAACCACAACAAAAAGCAUGCUGCUAUUCAGCAGCAGUUCGGUCGCCCUGUGUUCGAUUCAAAUUCAGCUGCAAAUGCGGACAAGGUGAAAAAAGGAUCUUCAUCAAAUAGCCUCAACAAACACCAAUGUCUAUCACUUCACCAAGAACGAGAACCCAUGUCCAAAAUCACAUUGACGAUACCAAUGUCAUCUUCGAGAGUAGGGCAUCAAAUUGUCUCUGGCCAUUUUAGGAGUAGCGACAGUAACGACGACCAAAUGGACAUUGCCAUCUCUGCACCAUUUUACUACAAGGAUGGAUUACAAAUAGGGGCGGUGUUCGUGUUGGACAGCAAUCUACAGCCUGCAAAUAUAGACACGGAUAUACGUAAUGUAUCUCACACAAUCUUGCAUGGUAACACCCAUCAUGGCCGAUUUGGUUGGUCUAUGGCGGUCUUAGAUUUAAAUAAGGAUGGGAUCGAUGAUUUAGCCAUUGCAACACCGUUUAAUGACAGAGUGGAUGUCUAUUUUGGACAAGUUCAUACGGGGCUUUCAGAAUCGUCGUGUGCCCAAAUUCAGCUUCACUCCCAAGGAUCACAAGGAACAGUUUUAGCGGGGAUCGAUGUGGAUCAGGACGGCUUCAAAGACUUGGUGAUUGGCUGCCCACUAUGUCCUAUUGGGAACCAACCACAGGCUGGAAAAGUAUCCAUCUACCUCGGUCAUGGAAAUCAAUUGACUCAACCCCAUUUCGUGAUUGAAAAUCCAGAUGUGAAUGCAUAUGAUCAUUUUGGAGAAUCCAUCUUGAUCAUUCAAGACACGCUAUUGAUAAGCGCUCCUAGUUAUUCCGUAGACCAAAUGCAGCGUGUUGGAAGAGUUUAUGCAUUUGAUACAUCUACGUACAAAUUGAAGUGGACUGUUACUGGCACCAAAGAAUUUCAACAAUAUGGAAAAGUAUUAGCGACAAACGAAAGGCAGGACGUCCUAGCUAUCUCGAGUCCAUCGGAAGAAACCAGGUCAAAAUUACAAACAUUUUGGCAAGGGGGAACUGUGCGACUAUAUGACUGGAAUAUCAUGCAACAACAGAUUCGAGAUCAUGUAAAUCAAAAGAAUGUUGUGCCGAAUCUUGUUAUGGAACAGGGAAUGAUGGGUCUGAUAGAAGGUCGCACAAACGCAGGGCAUUUAGGUCAAUCGAUUCUGAUGGGAAAAGAUGAUGUGAUUUGGAUAGGUGAGCCAAUGUCAGAACAAGAGAACGGCCGAGUGUAUCAAUGGUGGUAUAAGAAGACUCAUGAACUAAAGUGUAUUAGAAAUAAUGAGCAUCUCUUAGCACGGUUUGGGUCUCAAAUCGGCUCAUUGGGUCCUGAUGCCAUUUGUAUCACAUCGCAGCGAUAUGGUCAAAACGCACGAUAUUCGGGUGCAGUAAAUAUUUUGACAAGACCAGAAAAUGGAAAGGAGACUGAUAAAUUAACAUGA